This is a messenger RNA of Haemorhous mexicanus (house finch), 3645 nucleotides long. It is a transcript of the gene CRYM, whose product is annotated as crystallin mu. Gene Ontology annotation, biological process: thyroid hormone metabolic process. Gene Ontology annotation, cellular component: cytoplasm. Lineage: Eukaryota; Metazoa; Chordata; Aves; Passeriformes; Fringillidae. Bases 121 to 1551 code for a protein of 476 amino acids. The record is from RefSeq and is a predicted model, not a curated record. The transcript is spliced from 8 exons. Gene Ontology annotation, molecular function: thyroid hormone binding.
GCUGCGCACCUGCGAGGAGUGUCGCCCCCUCCCGGGCACUGCGGGCCGUGACACCCUGCGGCGCGCGAGGUCCCGGUGCCGACGGUCCCUCGGGAAUGUGCCCGGGAAUGUGCCCCGGGAAUGGCCCUCGGGGCCGUGCCUCGGGGCGCGGGGUGCCGCUGGCGGCUGUCCUUCGGGCUGUCCCUCAGGACGCGGGAUGCCAGGCUAGCUGUGCCCAAUUUAUGUCAGGGCCAUUCCGUGGAGUUCGCAGCCGCCUUCCCCCCGAGCGCUGCCUGGGUGAGGCGGGACAGCGGCGGUGCCCGCGGGCACGGCAAUACCCGGGGCACCGGAGCCGCCCUCGAGCAGGAUUUCAGAGCGGACAUCGCGGUCUCCGCCGCGCCCGUGAGGGGCGAGGGGCGCGGAGGCGGAGCCGGGACCGGCGGGGCGGUUCCGCGGGGCGGUUCCGCGGCGGGGUCGGCGGCAGCGGGGCCGCCCCGGCGACUUCUUAGCGGCGGUGCGGGCGGUGCGCUGUGUCGCACUCUCGGAGUCCCGUCAUCCCGUCCCGUUCUAUCCUACCCUGUUCAAUCCUACUCUGUCCUGUCCUGUCCCGUCCGCCCGGCUCUCGCCAUGGGCUCGACUCCCCCCGUGUUCAUCGGCGCCGAGGAAGUGGAGAAGCACCUGCACCGCGCCAGCCUCCUGCUGCCGGCGCUGGAGGCCGCCCUGGCCAACUUCUCUGCGGGCGCGGCGGGCGGGGUGGUGCAGCCCGUGCGCACCGUGCUGCCCGUGCCCCGCCACGGCGGGUACCUCGGAGUCAUGCCCGCGUACAGUGCCGCGGACGAUGCGCUGACAACCAAGCUGGUGACUUUCUAUGAGCACCUGAAGGACUCGUCUGUGCCUUCCCACCAGGCGACUGUCCUCCUCUUUGACCCCAGCAAUGGUACUUUGAAAGCUGUCCUGGAUGGCAGUGUCAUUACAGCAAAACGAACAGCUGCAGUUUCUGCCAUUGCUACCAAGUUGUUAAUGCCACCUUUUGCAGAAGUGCUGUGCAUUUUGGGAGCUGGUGUUCAAGCAUACAGCCAUUAUGAUAUCUUCACAGAACUCUUCACGUUUAAAGAGGUGAGGAUAUGGAAUCGCACCAAGGAGAGGGCAGUGCAGUUUGCCAGCGCUGCCAGCGGCCCCGUGCGGGUCUGCUCCUCCGCCCAGGAGGCGGUGACAGGGGCGGAUGUGAUUGUGACGGUCACUAUGGCGACAGCUCCCAUCCUCUUUGGGGACUGGGUGAAGCCAGGUGCCCACAUCAAUGCUGUUGGAGCAAGCAGACCAGACUGGAGAGAACUGGAUGAUGAGCUGAUGAAGAAUUCUGUUCUGUUUGUGGAUUCCAGAGACGCUGCUCUUACAGAAUCAGGAGAUGUUAUUUUAUCAGGGGCGGAGAUUUUUGCUGAGCUGGGGGAGGUUUUGAAGGGUACAAAACCAGCCCUGCCUGAGAAAACAACAGUGUUUAAAUCAUUGGGGAUGGCAGUUGAAGACACAGUAGCAGCAAAAUUUGUUUAUGAUGCGUGGUCAGCUGGUAACUAAGAGAGAAGUCUACAAUGCCAGAGGCCAAGAAAAUCGUUUGCACUUAGUUUCCUUGAAUCCUGUGCUAACAAGAAAGGCACCAAUCCUAUCUACAUGUGGCCCUUCUAGAACAUUUAAGAAGGAAAAGUAAAAUUUCAGCAAUAGACUAAUUUCUAAAGUCUUCUAAUUUCAAGUAUUGGAUACUUGCAGUAUUGUUAAUAACAGCAAGUAUUAGAUGUUUGCAGUGAUACUAACAAGGGUAUCUUUCCAUAUUUUGGUAUACUUCUGGAAUCAAUGCCUUUCCUCUCUAAUUAUUUAUGUAGCAGAAGCCUGUGUGUAGAUUUCAUGGAUUUUAGAGGGAUAAUUCAUUCUGGUGAAAAAUAGAUCAGUUUGUAGUAUGGACUCUGGCAUCAUAUUUACCUGUGAUGGUACUUUAAAUGCAACUGUGGGUUUCAGUGCUCCAAUGACAGUGACCUUGUCUUCAGCCUCCUGGGCACACAGCCCACCUCUAGCUCCUGGACACACCUUCCCUUCCAGCUCACAAUUUUUUUUCACCCCUUGCAAUCCACCUUCCUUUGCCCUCAGUGGUUUUUCACUAAGGGCACAGUUCUGAGUAGGGGUUUAUGUAAUAACCAUCCUUCCCUCCAGUUGGGUUUCUGCUCAGUACCUCCCUUAGUACAUGCCUCACUGGGAAAUUGCCAUUUUCAUAUUGCAAGGAGUCACACAGAAUGUGAGGGCUAAUAUAUGUUUGGAUUUAGCUUUUAUCUAAAUUCUGUAGAGAGAUUUUGCUGUUAAUCCGUGGUGCCUCUGAGUUGUUUUUCUAAGCUUCUUGAAGGCUGGAACCAUACAAACUGAUUUCAAGUAUGCAGGCAAAUAUUUUCAGUUUGGCUGUACCAUGCUUCAAUUGCUAAUUGUUCUAUUAUCACAGAUAUUAGCUGGGGCAGGAAUUUUCAUGAUCCUUUCCUGGCAGAGGAGCCCAGUCACAUAAGGAAAAGUUCCAGUUUUGUGCUGUUAUGCAACUGCCUUGCAAAAGAGUGAGCAUCUGCUGAAAAACAGCUAUUGCCCUGGAAACAAAUUCCUGUCUCAGGCUCACAAGUUGUGCCUUGUGAAAUUUUAUUUCCAUUUGCAUAUUAUUUCGUGCAGGCUAUUAAGUGUUUCUUCAUGCUGUGGAAGAGUAGGAUGACAUUUUAUAACAUGCCAGUGGAAUAGAGCAGAGCAACAGGAGGGAGGGUCAGGAACAGCUGGCAUUAAAGCCCUGGAGAGUGCAUAGGUAAGUGUAGAAGAGGUUAAUGAGUACAGUGCAGGUGUGAUGUAAAUAAUACUCCCAGCUGUAAGCCUGGUGUAAGCUAGUUGGAAAAUGUACUAAGUGGCAGAGGUAGCAUAGAAAGGUACCAGACCACCUGAUAGUCCUGAAGGGUGUUUGAUGUGGAUCCAAACUGAACUCCACUAAUCCUGUUUAUUCCAUCAGAAAAAACAACAGAAAUUUCUCUGUGAGCUUUUGUGUUUUAACUGUAGCAAAAUUACUCUUCUGUUUUUACAUGUCUCGUUUCUUCUCUGUCAUUUCUGAAGUGUUCAGAAGUUUUAAGUGUUGACUUAGUUUGUUGGUUCAUUCAUGCAGAACUACACUAACCUGAGGUAAAAAUGAAAGCAAACGAUGCUCCAUUAUUCAAGAACUCCAUGGAAACUUGCAAUUAAUAAUUAUGAAAAUAUUAUCCCAGUUCUGUGCCAGUGUUAUACUAGAUUUGUUAUUUGAAGUGAGAUGUAGUGUUUGGGAAGAAGACAAGUCCAGUUUAUUUUCACAUGUACUCCCCUACAGACUAUGCACUUUAAAAAAUAAAUGGAGCCAGUCCAAAGACCUGGUUCUGAAAACCCACAUUGUUCUCAGCUUCAUUGGCAGUGGGAGAUUUUGGGAGCCUGGCUUCAGUGUUGUACCUCUGAUGUCAUGAAGUUCAGUUACAAUGGGAAUUGCUUGGAUGCCACCUUUAGAUUUUCUGAGGGAAAAUAAUAGCAUCAAUUUCUAUGUUUCCUUCUCUUACAAACUAAUGGAUCAUGAAAUUGUGUAACUUGCAUUUAUAUUAAAAUUAAAUAGAUACUGCUGUUUGUCUUUGACACUCA